This is a messenger RNA of Zeugodacus cucurbitae (melon fly), 1424 nucleotides long. It is a transcript of the gene p47, whose product is annotated as NSFL1 cofactor p47. Lineage: Eukaryota; Metazoa; Arthropoda; Insecta; Diptera; Tephritidae. The coding region runs from base 113 to 1324 and encodes 403 amino acids. The record is from RefSeq and is a predicted model, not a curated record. The transcript has 6 exons. Gene Ontology annotation, biological process: proteasome-mediated ubiquitin-dependent protein catabolic process; membrane fusion; autophagosome assembly. Gene Ontology annotation, molecular function: ubiquitin binding. Gene Ontology annotation, cellular component: nucleus; cytosol.
GUAUUUGCAGUCUGGCAACCUUCAAUUGAUUUUGUAUUAAAUCUGUGAAAUCAUUGUUUUAGUUCGCGAAUUCUGAGUUACGAGAGAAAAAUAAUAUUUGAAUGUUAAAAAUAUGUCUAAUAACGAUGAAUUGAUCGCACAAUUUAUUGAAAUAAGCGGUGGAGAUGAAAAUGUCGCCAGAUUCUAUUUAGCCAGUUCCAAUUGGUCGCUAGAGGACGCACUUUCUAAUUUCCUUGGUAAUCAAGUUGAUGGAGAGGGUGGUACUGAAGAACAUGAAACCGAACGAAAUUCAGGCGGAGCAAAUGUUGAACCAGCACCUACAAAUUCAACUGGUCGUGUACGUUCCGAAACCGGUGUCGCCGAAAGUUUUACCAAGAAAAGUUCAGAUAAGCCAAAAGUAGCAACACUAAAUGAUAUGACAAAGCGUACUUCUAAUGAAGAAGAGGGGCAAGCCUUUUAUGCUGGUGGCUCCGAACGUUCAGGGCAGCAAGUUUUAGGACCACCGAAACGUAAGAAUUUCCGUGAACAGUUAACUGACAUGUUUCGUAUGGCACAAGAACACAAUACCGGAGAAUCUGCUAGUACUUCAGCUGGCCCAUCAACAUCUGGUGCUGUACAGUGGGGUCAAGGUGUACGUUUGGGCAUGACCGAUACAGACCAUUCCGUCGUAGCCACGCAGCAGGACGAUGCCAAUGCAACGGGAGAGAAGCGACCUAUUGUUGUGUUGAAAUUGUGGAGCCAAGGCUUUUCUAUUGAUGAUGGUGAACUACGUCUAUAUGAUGAUCCCGAAAAUAAAGAGUUCUUAGAAACUGUGAUGCGCGGCGAAAUACCGCAUGAAUUAUUCGAAAUGGGAUGGGUGGUUAAUGUUGAUGUGGAGGAUCACCGUCAUGAGGAUUACAAAAGGAAAACUGUACCACCUAAAUUUAAAGGAUCCGGACACACACUGGGAAGUCCCACACCAAAUGUUGAAGGCGCAGGAGUAGCAGCAGCAACGGUACCAGCUCCCAAUAGUGCAAAACAAACAACAGCUGUUAAUGUCAAAGAGGAUGAAAAUGCUGCUAAAGACAAACUUAAGGUUGAUUCUUCUCAGCCAACAACAACAUUACAGAUACGCUUGGCCGAUGGUUCCCGAUUAACUGCACAGUUCAAUCUUAACCACACAGUUGCUGAUAUACGUCGCUAUAUAAUGAACGCCAGACCACAAUAUGCGGAGGGUAAUUUUCGGUUAGUGUCAUCAUUUCCAACCCGUGAACUAACGGAUGAAGCAGCAACGAUUGAAUUAGCUGGUCUAAAAAAUGCGUCAAUUUUGCAGCGACUGAAUUGAAUUGUAUACAUUUACAUAUAUCCGCUGAAUACAAUUUUUUUCAACUUAUUAAUAACAAAUAACAUUAAUGUAAUAAAAUGCAAUUAAUAUGAAAUACAUA